AUGAGUAUUAAACAGGCAAAUUUAAAUCCAGUUAGGAUGGAUAUAUAUAGGAGAAUGAUAAAUGGAGUGAGAUUUAAUAUGCAAGCAAAUGAACAAGAAGGUGAGUGCCGAGAUACGGAUAUAACACCUGAGGAGUUACAAAGUGAUAAUGAAGAAUAUUCAGAACAAUAUAUACUUCGUUCCCAGAGUUCACUAGCACCUCCUAUAGAAGUUUCAGUAAUUAAGGAGGUAGAAGAAGCUUGGCAUGCUUUGUCUCAAGAGUUAGACCAACCUACAGUGCGACAAGAAAUUAAAACUAUAGGAUCUGUUUAUAUAUCUCAUGAAGAAUAUGGUUCUAAAGAUUCUAUUGAAUAUCGUCUAUUCUUCAAUAAUGAAGAAGGCCAUAAGAUUUCACCAUGGCAUGACGUACCACUGUGGUUCUCUGAAAGCCCUAUAUUAUAUAAUAUGAUUGUAGAAAUACCAAAAUUGACUAACAAAAAAUUUGAAAUAAAUACAAAGGAAGCAUAUACACCAUUAUAUCAAGAUCGUAAAUUGGAGAGGUUAAGGACAUAUCCGGGUCCUAUUCCAUGGAAUUAUGGGGCUUUUCCUCAAACUUGGGAGGAUCCAGAGAAGAGUGGAGGGGAGCUAGUGGGAUUCUGUCAUGGAGAUAACGAUCCAUUAGAUGCAGUUGAAAUAGGUUUUGGACCAUUACCUAGAGGUACAGUUAUCCCUGUUAAAGUUUUAGGAUGCCUAGCUCUGAUAGAUGGCGAUGAACUGGACUGGAAAAUUAUAUGUAUUAGGGUUUGUGACCCUCAUGCCUCACGCCUCAAUAAUAUUGACGAUAUUGAGUCAUUAUUUCCAGGUACAGUGGAUAGAAUUAGACGAUGGUUUGGUUUGUAUAAAGCUGUAGAAAAUAAAGAUAUUGCGAAGAUGAAUAUGUAUGGCCAUUGUGGUGAACCUCAAUCUGCAGAGUUUGCCCAUUCCAUUGUACUUGAAACUCAUCAUGCAUACUUACGUUUAAUGGAAGGUCAGUCCAAAUCUGAGUCAUUAUGGUUACCUCCAUUGAUGAAUUGUGAUAUUAACCACUAUAAUUGCAUAUUAUCCACACAAAGUACUUCAGCAACAUGUAGCAUAGACACUACUCCUAGCAUGACUAAUAUAUUACAUGGGAAAUCAAAGCACACCGAUUUUGAAAACCCUUGUGAUGGUCUACUAUCUAGUAAUGCUAGAUCUGAACCUUUACUGUAUAAAUAA
Messenger RNA from Cryptosporidium muris RN66, 1233 nucleotides. Its product is annotated as inorganic pyrophosphatase family protein. Gene Ontology annotation, cellular component: cytoplasm. Gene Ontology annotation, biological process: phosphate-containing compound metabolic process. NCBI's taxonomy places the organism in Eukaryota, Apicomplexa, Conoidasida, Eucoccidiorida, Cryptosporidiidae. Bases 1 to 1233 code for a protein of 410 amino acids. The record is from RefSeq and is a predicted model, not a curated record. The transcript has a single exon. Gene Ontology annotation, molecular function: magnesium ion binding; inorganic diphosphate phosphatase activity.